Messenger RNA from Penicillium odoratum, 1419 nucleotides. RefSeq lists its product as uncharacterized. Bases 1 to 1419 code for a protein of 472 amino acids. The transcript is spliced from 3 exons. Lineage: Eukaryota; Fungi; Ascomycota; Eurotiomycetes; Eurotiales; Aspergillaceae. The record is from RefSeq and is a predicted model, not a curated record.
AUGGAAGUGUAUCACAAAGUUCCCGAAGGUUAUCGAAUCUUUGGAUGCUUCACCCUUCCUGCCUAUCGAAGUCCCAUCAUUCAGUGCGUGAUCAUCGCGAUUGUUCACCUUUUAGUUGUGGGGAUGUUUAAUGUUCUCUCUGCUCUGGGUGGAGGAGGUCAAGUUGACCCUACAACCAGCAACAAUGCCAACACAAUCUUAUAUAGUUUGUUUUGUGUGUUUGCGUUGGUAUCGGGCUCGGUGUGCAACUUUCUAGGGCCCAGAAUCACUCUCGCAACGGGUGGCAUUGGAUAUUCCCUUCUCUCAGCAUCAUACUGGAGCUACAACAACAAGAAGAACCAGGCCUUUGUUUACUUUGGGGGUGCCAUGUGCGGAAUAGCAGCUGCCUUCCUCUGGACCGCCGAGGGCUCACUUAUCAUGUCACUUCCCUUGGAGAAAGAUAAGGGCAAAUACGUGGGAAUAUUCUACGGCGUGUCAUUCUUUGGGACUGUAGUGGGGGCCAUUAUACCCACAGUCGAAAAUUGGGGUAUCACCACAGCCGGAAGUGUGAACGACAGCACUUACAUUGCCCUGUUUGUCCUAAUGCUGAUGGGCAGUGUGGUCGCAUGCUUCGUGUCUGACCCUUCCAAGGUCAUUCGGAAUGAUGGUUCUCGGGUUGUGAUUCCUAGCCAGACCACAUUUGUCCAGGAGCUGAAAAACGUCAUUUUGGCUAUCAAAAGAGAGCCAUGGAUUGUUUUAUAUUUCCCCUACAGCUUUGCUGGCUUAUGGUACAUUCCGUAUCAGUCGAAUGAUUACAAUUCGUAUUUCUUUAACCUCCGAACUCGUGCAUUUGGCAGUGUCUGGUUCGACUUUGGCCAAUUUGUCAUGGCGGUGAUUCUCGGACUUUUGCUCGACUUUACAAGACUAGGUGGUCGACGUCGACGUGCCUUUAUUGGAUGGGGCCUCAUGUUUGUGUUGAUCAACGCAGUCUUUAUUGGAGGUGUAUUUCCUGCUCGUGAUUCUCACCGAGGACAUCCUCCAGCACAUCUCCUAGAUGUGUACGAUUCAAAAGCAGUGGGCUAUAUUUUCCUCUAUACCUUCUAUGGGGCCGUUGACGGAGCGUGGCAGACAUUUGCCUGGUGGAUUAUGGGCGCACUCUCGAACGAUCCACUAGUGUUAUCUAUCUACUCGGCUUUCUACAAAGUCUUCGGUGCGAUGGCAGCUGCCAUUGUGUUCAGUAUGGAUGCCCGCAAGGUUAGCUACCAGGCCAUGUUCGGAAGCUAUUGGGGUCUGCUAUCAGGUUCUAUGGUUUUUGUAUUAGUUUUGAUCUAUAAGCGCGUUCAAGACACACUUGCACCUGUGGUUGGAAUGCGGCAUGAUAAAGUGAUCAAGGUUGAAGAGAGAGGUUUUCCUGGGACGCACGGUAUUGUUUUCCAGUAA